CAAGUCUCGCGAGAAUUCAGCAUGCCUUUACAGUGGGUCAAUAAAAUCACGCGAGAUUUCAGCGCUCUUAUAUAAUCCCGUGCUCGGUGUACUCAUCGGGUUUUCCAAACUUUCUGCAGAGACACGGAACCGGAGUCCAACAGAAGAUGUCGGCUGGCAAAGCGCAAAUCGGCAAACCUGCCCCUGAUUUCACAGCAAAGGCGGUGAUGCCCGAUGGCCAGUUCAAGGACCUGAAGUUGUCUGAUUAUCGAGGCAAGUAUGUAGUUUUCUUCUUUUACCCUCUGGACUUCACCUUUGUGUGUCCCACCGAGAUUAUUGCCUUCAGCGAUGCGGCCGAGGAAUUUAAGAAGAUCAACUGUGAGGUGAUCGGAGCAUCUGUGGACUCGCAUUUCUGCCAUCUUGCCUGGAUAAACACCCCCAGGAAACAAGGUGGUCUGGGACAUAUGAAGGUUCCUCUGGUGGCUGACACCAAAAGAUCAAUCUCUGAAGACUAUGGUGUACUAAAGGAGGAUGAAGGCAUUGCUUACAGAGGCCUCUUCAUCAUUGACGAUAAAGGCAUCCUGAGGCAGAUAACCAUCAACGACCUGCCUGUUGGUCGCUCAAUUGACGAGACACUUCGUCUUGUCCAGGCCUUUCAGUUCACCGACAAACACGGAGAGGUUUGCCCGGCCGGAUGGAAGCCCGGAAAAGACACAAUCAAGCCUGAUGUCCAGAAGAGCAAAGAUUUCUUCUCCAAACAAAACUAAACACAUAAGACUCUGCAGCAGUGUAGUCUAACGGGCCCCACACUGGCACUUAUAUCGAACCUCAGUAACAAUUACGACACUGUUAAGCCUAAAAUGAGUGCAUAGGUUUGUAAUUGUUGUUUAUGUUUUGUGUGACUUUGUGAGAAAUGUGAUGGUCAUGUAAAAGACUGCUGUUUUGUACGUUUAACCCUUUUCAUAUUUUCUUUGUGAGAUAAAAGCAGAAAAUAACAACA
This is a messenger RNA of Silurus meridionalis, 979 nucleotides long. RefSeq names its product peroxiredoxin 1 (gene prdx1). Gene Ontology annotation, molecular function: thioredoxin peroxidase activity. Gene Ontology annotation, cellular component: cytosol. The record is from RefSeq and is a predicted model, not a curated record. Gene Ontology annotation, biological process: response to oxidative stress; cellular response to stress; hydrogen peroxide catabolic process. The coding region runs from base 147 to 746 and encodes 199 amino acids. The transcript has 6 exons. Lineage: Eukaryota; Metazoa; Chordata; Actinopteri; Siluriformes; Siluridae.